Eleginops maclovinus (Patagonian blennie) is the source of this 2830-nucleotide messenger RNA. It is a transcript of the gene pla2g15, whose product is annotated as phospholipase A2, group XV. The coding region runs from base 189 to 1451 and encodes 420 amino acids. NCBI's taxonomy places the organism in Eukaryota, Metazoa, Chordata, Actinopteri, Perciformes, Eleginopidae. The record is from RefSeq and is a predicted model, not a curated record. The transcript is spliced from 7 exons. Gene Ontology annotation, biological process: phosphatidylcholine metabolic process; ceramide metabolic process. Gene Ontology annotation, cellular component: lysosome.
AGUUGUGUUUCUGGGUGGGUUGCUCUGUAAUCCUUACCUCGUGACCACUACCUUGUUUACUGUUCAUCAGUCAACGCUGUGGUAAAUCUGAUCAGAGGGCUUUGACAGCAAACCAGAGAAGCUCCGCUCCAGACUGACACACACCAAAGAGGCUACCAUGACCGCUUGGCUAUGAGACAUCUGGAGCCAUGGCGGCUUGGCACCGGAUAACCGCCCUAUCUUCGCUGCUCCAAGUCGGUUUGUUAUUGUUGUUGUCGGUUGGGAGCAGCGGGAGAACGCUGGAUAAAUGUCUCGGUGGCAAGUCUUGUCAGCCCCCGAGACCCCCCGUGGUCCUCAUUCCGGGGGAUUUGGGAAACCAGUUGGAGGCAAAGCUGGAUAAACCCAGUGUGGUGCAUUACAUCUGCUAUAAGAAGACAGACUCCUUCUUCACUUUGUGGCUCAACCUAGAGCUGCUGGUGCCUGUGGCCAUUGACUGUUGGAUAGACAACAUAAGGCUGAUCUACAACAGUACCACACACAGCACCUCGCCCCCCCCGGGUGUGGAAAUCCGUGUCCCGGGAUUCGGACAGACGUAUUCUGUGGAGUAUCUGGACCCCAGUAAACGUAGUGUGGGCAUGUAUUUCUUCACUAUAGUGCAGGCGAUGGUAGAGUGGGGCUACACCAGAGAUGAUGAUGUCAGAGGAGCGCCCUAUGAUUGGAGGAAAGCCCCCAAUGAGAAUAAGGAGUAUUUCCUGGAACUGCAGAAGAUGAUUGAAGAGAUGGCGGAGAAGGCAGGAGGGCCCGUUGUGCUCAUCGCUCACAGCAUGGGCAACAUGUACACCCUGUACUUCCUUAACCAGCAGCCACAGGCCUGGAAAGACCGAUACAUCAAAGCAUUCAUCUCUCUGGGACCACCGUGGGCAGGGGUGGCCAAGACCCUCCGGGUGCUCAUCUCUGGUGAUAAUAACCGCAUCCCGGUGAUCAGCCCGCUGAAGAUUCGCUCCCAACAACGUUCGGCUGUUUCCACCUCCUGGCUGCUGCCCUACGCCCACUCCUGGACCAAAGAUCAGGUGUUGGUGCAGACGCCCACCACCAACUACACCGUGUUGGACUACCAGCGCCUCUACAAGGACAUCGGUUUCGAGGACGGCUGGAUGAUGCGGCAGGACACAGAGCCUCUGGUGGCUGACCUCAACCCCCCCGGUGUGGCUGUACACUGCCUCUACGGCAGCGGCAUCCCCACGCAGGCGGGCUUCCAGUACACCGACAAGUUCCCUGACGUGGAGCCCACGGUGGUGAUGGGCGACGGGGACGGCACGGUGAACCUGCGGAGCGCUAUGCAGUGCGGCCGCUGGGUGGGGAAGCAGAAACAGCCCGUGAUGUUGAAAGAGCUGGACGGGAAUGAACACGUGAACAUGCUGCUGAACUACACCACCGUGGCUUACAUCAAGGACGUGCUGUUCUCUCCGUGAGGCUGGCAGGAAGUGACACGUCUCUCCGGACAGUGACUGCCAAUGUAUUGUUGUGCAUGCCACAAUGCUUUAGAAAACAUCGUAACAUUUUAGCAAACUGAUUAUAACUUAAUUUUAUGCCAUGGAAAGACGAAUAAGUUGACUUUAAUUAAAUGGAUUAUGUCAACAAAUCACCCACAAUUGAUUAGGUUUGUUGAAAGCAAUAACAUUACGUUUAAAAUAAUAUUAGGUUCAACUUAAUUUUAUUGCUUUCAAAUAACCUAAUAAUACUGUAAUUUGUUGACAUAAUACAUUUAAUUAAAGUCAAAAUUUAGUUUUUUCAGUGUAGCUUCAAUUAUCAAUGUAUGCUAAUGUCAGGUUGUUUACUGUUGAGUAAUCCUAAAUACAAAGACUUUUAUAAUGGUAUCCGCUUUCAAACCCAAGAUUUUACCUACUAAGUCUACAAUAGGACGUGUGUAUGUGCAAGUCAACCAGGGAUAUACUGUAUGUGCCACUUUCUUAGGUUAUUCAUCAAAGUACAAUAUUUGAUUAAUGUUGUGAAAGAGAUUUCUGACUCUGUUAGGCUCAACAGCAAAGCACGUAGUUUUUGAAUAUUUCCCAGUGCAACCGGUCAAGUUCCAGUGCUUUUAGUAGACACUUGCUUAUUAAUCGAAUCGUGUGCUGAAGGACUGGAACCACACAUGGGAUAUGGAAGUUGGUUUCAGUCUGGUUGAAGCCACUCAAAGCUCAAAAAGCAUGAGGUGAAGUCCACUUACUAGCUUUUGCAGGAGAUUUCAAUCACGUUUCACAGUCUUAAUUGAGUCAGCUCCUAUGUCAUAAUGAAUAUAUAUUUUUAGCUUAAGAUUUGGGGCUUUUUUGGCCUUUAAUUAUAUGGUAGAGGCGAAGAUAAUCAAAAAGGAGCGAAAUCGGAUCAAAUCCUGGACAAUUGACAAAUAAAUUAAUUUCAAAUUUCUAAUCGACCAAAAACAGGCAGGUAGGGAGAGGCUAUUUGUUGGAGUAAGUGUCUCAUCAUUGUGCAUACUUUAACCUGCUUUAUUAAGCUUUCACUUUCCAUGUUCUGUACAGUACAUGUUAAGUAGUUCUGUACAUUUGUUGUGCCUCCACGGGCUGGAUUGACACAGGCACAAAUAAGGGACAUAUUCUUUUAGGUCAGAUUUUAGAUCUUUUAUUUACUGUUUCAUUUGUAUUUCUCUAUUUUUAAAGUUCCAGUGCAGAGUUUUGUCCCUGUGGACCAGCCAUCAGAGUCUCUCUGGCCCCAGUGAUUGUUCUGUGCCAUGCAGCCCUCUGAGGGCCACACCAAUGAUACUCUGCUGUGAACUAUCAUGUGUGAUAAAUGUGUCCAACUUGGUGUUCUAUAAAGUAAAACAUUUCAAAUAUCA